CAUAGAAUACAGUACACACACACAGAGAGAGAGAAAAACAGAGUGCGGAGCGGGAAAGAAAAAGGAAAGCGGAGCAAUAUUAAUCACCGGUGUUACGGUUUAUUUAGUGCCCGGAAGAAGAAAAGUUCAGAUCCCACGAACCCAGCGCGUGGGAGUGGGAAGCAGGAUCGUGACUGUCUCGUCAUGGCAGGACCUGGAGGUGACAUGCAGUGGUGCUUCUCUCAGGUGAAAGGAGCCAUUGAUGAUGACGUAGCUGAAGCGGACAUCAUAUCUACAGUCGAGUUUAACCACACAGGGGAGCUGCUUGCCACAGGAGACAAGGGCGGGCGUGUAGUCAUUUUCCAGCAGGAAAUAGAGAAUAAGAAUCCGCCUCAGUUCCGGAGCGAGUACAAUGUUUACAGCACUUUCCAGAGCCACGAGCCCGAGUUCGACUACUUGAAGAGUUUGGAAAUAGAAGAGAAGAUCAACAAGAUUCGCUGGCUUCCUCAGAAGAAUGCUGCUCAGUUCCUUUUGUCGACUAACGAUAAGACAAUUAAGUUGUGGAAAAUCAGUGAACGAGACAAGAGACCAGAGGGCUAUAACCUGAAAGAGGAGGAUGGACGCUAUAAAGAUCCCAACACUAUCACAUCACUGCAGGUACCAGUUUUAAUACCCAUGGACCUCAUGGUGGAAGCCAGUCCACGGAGGGUGUUCGCCAACGCUCACACCUACCAUAUCAACUCUAUCUCAGUCAACAGCGACAACGAGACUUACCUGUCUGCAGACGACCUCCGCAUCAACCUCUGGCACCUCGAGAUUACCGACCGCAGCUUCAAUAUUGUUGACAUUAAACCAGCCAACAUGGAGGAGCUAACGGAGGUGAUAACAGCAGCCGAGUUCCACCCUCAUCAGUGUAACACCUUCGUGUACAGCAGCAGCAAAGGAACUAUCCGUCUGUGUGACAUGAGGGCUUCAGCGCUGUGUGACAAGCACUCCAAAUUGUUUGAGGAGCCAGAAGAUCCCAGCAAUCGCUCCUUCUUCUCUGAGAUCAUAUCCUCAAUCUCAGAUGUUAAGUUUAGCCACAACGGACGCUACAUGAUGACCAGAGACUACCUGUCUGUAAAGAUUUGGGACUUAAACAUGGAGAGCAGGCCAGUGGAGACCUAUCAGGUUCAUGAGUACCUGAGGAGCAAGCUGUGCUCGCUCUACGAAAACGACUGCAUCUUUGACAAGUUUGAAUGCUGCUGGAAUGGCAAUGACAGUGUGGUGAUGACCGGCUCAUACAACAACUUCUUCCGGAUGUUCGACCGCGGCCAAAGGCGGGACGUAACUUUGGAGGCGUCCCGAGAAAACAGCAAGCCCAUGCAGGUCCUAAAGCCCCGCAAGGUGUGCGCAGGCGGCAAGCGCAAGAAGGACGAAAUCAGCGUGGACAGUUUGGACUUCAACAAGAAGAUCCUUCACACUGCCUGGCACCCCCAGGACAACAUCAUCGCAGUGGCGACGACCAACAACCUCUACAUAUUCCAGGAUAAAGUGAACUAACUGCAGGGUGAGCUCACGUGAGAUCUGGCGCCGGGCGAUGUCAAUGUCGUACCAACCCGCCGCCUCGCAGCCUCACUCAGGGUGAUCUGUGGUAACGCCGACAACCAGCAUCCCUGUCCGCCGCUACUGGGUGACCAGACUUUGCCACUUUGUUCCAGAUGUGGACAGAGGAAGCCUCGCUCUUGCCCAUCAUCAGCCUCUGUGGCAGAGUGACACCUGCCUUGUUGUUUAAGUGAUGUUGUGCCAAUUUUUUUUUUUUUUUUUUCUUGGGAUGGUUUUUUUUUUUUUCUUUUUUGCCAGCCCACCUUCUUCCCCAGGGGUAACAUGGGUAAACUGUUUAAUUUCCUGAAAAAUCCUGAAUACAAACACACUUAUUUUUAUAACUUUUUUUCCCCCUCCAACGGCUCUGUGGUAGAAAGAUGAAAAACACUUAUUUAGUAUGUUCCCCUAUUGUCCUGUGCCAUUGUAGUGUUUAUUUUUCUAAGAGAGAAUUGCCAGUCUGUUUUUUUUUUUUGUUUUCUUGUGUAUACUUCUUUUUUUUAUUCAUCUGUCAUACUGUCAUAGUAUUCUUUGAGUCUCUUCACAUCUCCCCUCUUUCAAUAAACCAUGCAUACACAACAGUCAAUAAAGUAUGCUCCUACUUUUACUGGACAGCAGCACAUCAGCGGUUGCCUCCUGGAUGUCAAGAGGCACAGUGUGUCAGAUUCAAAGCGUGGUCCAGUGAGGAGUCACCCUGCUCACUGUCACUGUGUCUCAGGCUCUUAAUGGCCAAAUAGAUCCAGAAUCCAGGAGAAAGAUUUUCUUUUUUUUGACUGACUGUUUUCAUAUCUUUUGUGUAUUGGUUCCCUUUCCUUCUUUUGUUUUGUGUUCAACAAUAGUCAGGUAUAAGAGUUAGCCUAUUCAAAGAUAAUUAUUAUGAUUGUCAUAUUUAUAUUAAAAAAGGUUAAAAAUGUCACCUGAUUUGUUCCGUCCCAUUUUGUGAAAUGAAGCUGGACCUUAACAUAUCUUUUUUUUGAGUGAUCUUAAGUAUUGUCUUCCCAUGGUGUACCACAGCUCUGAAGCAGUACUUCACAACAGGGGAAAAAACCUUUUUGAUUUAACACUGGACUCUUUGCACCAACUAAAGUACUUGGAUGUCUGUGUUGUAACACUGCAGUUUAAAAUGAGACAUUAUGUGAGGCAUUAAGUCACUUAAAGUGUUUGUUUAAACUACUACAGACAUUAUUACUGCUACUGUAUGUGAUGGUACAAUAAGCUGCACAAGGAUUUGCAGUGGUUGAUGUCUCCACACCUUAUUUAAAAUGUGGAUAGUUAAAACUAUAUUGAUGCCUCUAGUAAUGUGUAACUACAAUUUUAAUCUAUGACAGUGAAGAUAAUAAAGGAACUACUUUUUG
This is a messenger RNA of Scomber scombrus (Atlantic mackerel), 2915 nucleotides long. RefSeq names its product protein phosphatase 2, regulatory subunit B, alpha b (gene ppp2r2ab). Lineage: Eukaryota; Metazoa; Chordata; Actinopteri; Scombriformes; Scombridae. Gene Ontology annotation, cellular component: protein phosphatase type 2A complex; cytosol. Gene Ontology annotation, biological process: peptidyl-serine dephosphorylation. Bases 184 to 1521 code for a protein of 445 amino acids. Gene Ontology annotation, molecular function: protein binding; protein phosphatase regulator activity. The record is from RefSeq and is a predicted model, not a curated record. The transcript is spliced from 10 exons.